Messenger RNA from Plasmodium knowlesi strain H, 2133 nucleotides. Its product is annotated as tryptophan-rich antigen. NCBI's taxonomy places the organism in Eukaryota, Apicomplexa, Aconoidasida, Haemosporida, Plasmodiidae. The record is from RefSeq and is a predicted model, not a curated record. The transcript has 2 exons. The coding region runs from base 1 to 2133 and encodes 710 amino acids.
AUGGAGUCAAGUCUUGAUGUAGAUAACGUAAUUAACAAGAAGUCUUCAUUUUCAACGUUAAAAGUUGAUAAGAGUGACAUCCUAUUUUGUGUUAAUAUAUCUUUCUUGAAGUUCUGUGUACAGUGUGUCCUUUUAUUCUAUUCCCUGUACAUUAUAUUGAAACACUUUUUUCCGUCUGUAUUCAAAAAAUUAAAUAACACCCUAGACAGUAAUACAUUAAAUUCCAUAAAAUAUGGACAAGGAUACGUAGACGACUUCAAAGAAAAAGGCAACACUGAAUUAAAAAAUGAAGACGGAGAUGUAUUUGAAGAUGCUCUUGAAGAAGUAUGUACAAGUGAUAAAGGAGUACAAACUGAUGGAAAUGGUAUUCCUGUGGAAGAAGCAACAAGUAAUGAUAAAGGAAAAGAAAAUGAAAAAGAAAAAGGUGAUAAUCAAAUUAAAGAAAGUGAACCAAAUGCUGCAAGUAUAAAUAAAAAUUAUAAUAUAGAAAAAAAUGCAGAUGUCAACAAUGAAGUCAAAGCACCAGAUUACAUCUCUACAGUGGAGGGAAAAGAACUGAAUAAAAAGGAAAACAGUGAUAGUAAUAAUAAGGAGGGUGAAAAACCUAAUAUCGUCCCAGAAAAUAACGAUACGGUAGUAAAUCUAGGGGGAGCACAUUUUUCGGAAAAAAGAGGAACCCACAUCAAUAACAUAGGAGGGAAGGAAGAAGAAUUGAAUAAAAACACAAAGGAUGAUAAAGAAAUAACAGAAGAUAAAGGAAAUACUAUCAAUAAAGCGCCAUAUAGUAUGUACGUCAAGAAUAGUACGAGUCAUGUGCAGAAAGCAGCAGAAGAGAGUACUAAGGAUGAACUGGGAGAAGGGGAGAAAAAUGUCGAUAAGAAGAAACCAAGUAAUUAUCCAAUAAAAAGUGAUGGACAGGUAAAUCAAAACGCAAGCACAAGUUAUAGCUUUAAAAGGGGUGCAGGUAGUUAUAAUAACAGAAGAAGAUAUAGUUCUAUUUCGCUAGAAAGUGUACAAGAAACGAAUGAAAGGGAAACGGAUAACUAUAAAUUUAAAGAAGGUAGAGAUGCCCAAUACAGAUCAACAAGUAGUUUGUCAAAAUUGGAUGAAAAAUAUGAGCAGGUAACAUUUCCAGAUAUGCGUAAAAUGGAAUUAGGCACAAGAAAAAUUAAAAAAGAAAUAGUAAAAGAGAAAAAGGAGGACGAAGCGAAGAAAGACGAAACGAUAAAAGACGAAACGAAGAAAGACGGAACGAUGAAAGAUGCACAGAUUAAAGGCGCAAGGAAAAGCGACCUAAAGACGGACGAGGAAAAAGAUCAAAAAAUGGGGAAGGAGGAAUUAAAAGAAGUAAGAAGGGCAAUAUCAUUAGAUACCAUUUAUAAAAGUGAUUUGGAAGGAAAGGAUGAAGAAAUGGAAAAUGAUAAAUCGGAUGAAUGGAAGAAGAACGAGUGGAAUAAUUGGCUAGCUAAAACUGAAGAGGAUUGGGAACUAUUUAAUAAAAGCGUUGAAGACAAAAAAAAUAGUUGGUUAGAAAAAGAGGAUGAAGAAUUGGAGGCGUGGAUAAAUAGUAUGAAGAAUAGGUGGAUGCAUUAUAGAGAAAAUGAAGAAAAUGAAUACAUAACGAGAGCCAUGAGGAAGUCUUCAAUAUGGGGCGACAGGCAAUGGGAACAAUGGAUUAGAACAGAGGGGAAAAGAGGCAUGGAAACAGAUUUGAAAAAAUGGCUAAAUGAUAAAGAGAGCUUUUUGAAUGAUUGGAUUUCUAAAGAAUGGACUCAGUGGAAAAACGAAAGAAUGCUUGAGUGGUUAGCAGUUGAUUGGAGACAUAAGGAGGAUGAGACUUUUGAGAAUUAUAAAUCAAGCAGAUUUACGAAUAUGCUACAUAUGAAGAACAGGAAAAAAUGGAUGAAAUGGAAAGAACGAACAGAUAAAGAAAAGGAAGAAUGGAAUAAUUGGGUAAGGGGGAAAGAACAUUUAUAUGUAAUCAAUAAAUGGGAUAAAUGGUUAAAAUGGAAAAGGGAGAAGCGCGCGUUGUAUAGUCAAAAGUUUAUGUCAUUCAUUAACGAAUGCAUAAAUAAGAAACAGUGGGUUGUAUGGAUUGAGGAUCAAAAAGAUUCAACUUUGAAGAAAAAGUAG